AUGGCUUCAGCUCCUGUUGAUCUGGUUGGUGCUGAGGAAGGGUUUGUGGCUGCUGCUGGCCUCUUGAAUGAGGUUGCUAGGGCUGCAGCAGUUGCUGGUGCUGUUGCACCAGCACCAGCUCCAGGGCCCAUGAGGUGGAACAACAACACCUCUAGGCCUGACAAUGUUUUCAAGGACAAGGAUGCGAACUUAGUGGCCAAGCACCUUAAGGAGCACAGUGGGGAGACUGUUAGCCCAACUCAGGUGUACAACCACUUGAAGAAGUGGAGGCAUAAGUGGGCUAGGAUAUGUAAGCUGAAGGAUCUUAGUGGGGUCUUAUGGGAUAGUGAUGUGAAUGCAAUCAUGCUAGAGGGGGAGCACUACCUAGGUCACUAUAAGGACCACCCUAAGGAUGCUGAGUUCCUUAACUACCCUAUAAGGUUCUACCCAGAGAUGGAGGCCAUCUUUGGUCAAGCAAUGGCCACUGGUAGGUUUGCACUAGGUUUUGGUGAGGCCCUUGGGGCAAACCAGGCUGAUAGUGUAGCUGGUAAGGCUGAGGGGAUUGCUGCCAACAAUGUCUGUGAGGAGAAAACCAACACUGAAGUUGGUGAGGGUAGCAAGGCCACAGAGCUGUUGGCCACUUCUGGUGUGGGUGGGAAGAAGAAGAGAGGCACAUUCACUAAGGAUGAGAUGCUCUUGCUUACCAACAUGUUAGAUGCAGUGAACAAUGUUGCUAAUGCUCUUAGGAAAAUAGGUCUAGCCCAUGUUGAUGCUAAUCUCUACCUUGUUGUUAUGGAGACUCCUGGCUUCUCUGAGGAGGCUCUGAUAGUGGCCUACACCUACCUGCUAGACAACAAGGCCCAAGGCAGGGGCUUUGUUGGCAUGAGUGACAGCCAUAGGGACAUUUGGCUUAGGAACUACCUAGCCAAGAACUACUACAUGUAG
Miscanthus lutarioriparius is the source of this 924-nucleotide messenger RNA. Lineage: Eukaryota; Viridiplantae; Streptophyta; Magnoliopsida; Poales; Poaceae. The record is from the annotation of a GenBank genome assembly.